Moneuplotes crassus is the source of this 622-nucleotide messenger RNA. The record is from the annotation of a GenBank genome assembly. Lineage: Eukaryota; Ciliophora; Spirotrichea; Euplotida; Euplotidae.
UAAAUAAAAUUAGUUCUUGGUUAAUUUCAAGAAAACCUUUGCUUAAAGCAGAUGAUAUCAGGAAGCUUGUAGACCAUCACUGCAAGAAGUUCUAUAAUCUAACCAAUAAAGGCCUGGAGAAGAGCUUUAACCUUCCUACUGGGUUUAACAAUACAAAUAAAAAUGUUAAAGUUGAGAAUCAGCAGAAGAGGAAUAAAACUCCAUUAAGAGAUAUUAGUAAUUUGAAGAAGUCAGAUUCUUUCUUGACCAGUAAUAUCUGUUAUGGGAAUACUCCUGAGAAGAUUAAUGUCCCUAAUUUUCCUCAGGUAAAGGAUGGGUUGGCCAGAAGAAAAACUAGAGAAUAUAAUACUCCUACAGCAGUUUCAUCAAUGAAGACAAAAAGAAUUUCUAAGAAUAGAUUGAGAAAUCAAGUUAACAAAGCACAAUAUAUGAACGAAAAUAAAAAAAAUGAGCCUCUGCAAGUGAGACCACAGACCUCAAAGGAGGUGUCUCAUAAGCUAAGACAUCAUUUCUUUGAUAUGCCAAAAUGACCAUGCAGGGCUUUUACUUCUUAAAAUUACUUUCCCCAAGAGGAUUGUAACUGGAUCAACGGCAAAAGGAAUUGUUGGGCAUAUAUUCAAUU